Messenger RNA from Fusarium fujikuroi IMI 58289, 459 nucleotides. RefSeq lists its product as uncharacterized. The record is from RefSeq and is a predicted model, not a curated record. Lineage: Eukaryota; Fungi; Ascomycota; Sordariomycetes; Hypocreales; Nectriaceae. The transcript has a single exon. Bases 1 to 459 code for a protein of 152 amino acids.
AUGGCAUCGGCCACCCUGAUAGAAAGCUUCUGGCUUAUUGGUUAUGUAUUGGAUAUUGUCAACCAGCUCUUCAGCAAGCACAUGAACCCCACGAAAACGGUCUCCACACCAUCAGUACAGCACCCCGCCACACUAAGAUCCAACUUGACGCAGAUCAACACUACGUCACCAGUCAUAACCAGAGCGUUUCUCCACACAGCUCAACAACAUCAAGCCCCCAUCACCACUCAAUACGCCCGUUUCCAAUCGACUGCACGAGUGCAUCGAUCGCUCUACACGGCUACAGCCCGAAUCCGAGGCCUGCUCAGAUUUUGUCUGACCUGUACAUCCUCAGAGGAAGACGGUCCGACGCGUCUCACCCCGCGACAAAGAUCAGACGCCCAGAACCGAAACGCUACCAGACACGAUUACGAAGCAGCCACACCGGCGACGAUGCGCAGCUUGCGUGAGUGCCAUUGA